AUGACGCUAUGGCAAAUGAAGAGCGGCCAGCAGCCAUACACGGGAGAGGAUCCGCACUCGGUAAUCUACAGGGUAGUGCGAUUCAACUACAGACCGAUGCAAUGCAGUGAUGUCGCCGCCGAUUCUUUGGAGAUCUCUUACGAUGCACUCGUUGCCAGCUGCUGGAACAAGGAUCCGCACAGCCGCCCCUCAGCGAAAUGCCUUGUUGUACUGUGUGAGGAGAACAUUCGUGGGGUGCGCUUUAACAUCUACGAUGUGACGCUUCGCGGCGGCGGUCAGGUGAUCCCGACGACGAGACGCGUGCUCUACGCCUCCCAACUCACCGCGAAGCCAAGAAUGAUGGAGCCCGUCUACCUGGUCGAAAUUCAGAUGAGAUUGUCGGCUGUCGGCGGCAUCUACGGAGUGUUGAACAGACGGCGUGGCCACGUCAUUGAGGAGGCACAGGUGCCAGGCACCCCGAUGUUUGUCGUGAAUGCGUAUCUGCCCGUCAUGGAGUCGUUUGGGUUCACGGCGGACCUGCGAUUAAUCACCGGUGGACAGAGGUUCCCACAGUGCGUGUUCGAUCCCUGGCAGAUCCUUCCCGGAGAUCCAUUCGAAGAGGGCUCAAAGCCACGCACGGUUGUCAACGACUCGAGGAAACGGAAGGGCUUGAAGGAGGGCAUCCCCGACCUCGCAAAUUACCUCGACAAGCUAUAAUAACGCGCGCAGAUUUCUUCUACCCGGGGA
Priapulus caudatus is the source of this 726-nucleotide messenger RNA. RefSeq names its product elongation factor 2-like. Gene Ontology annotation, cellular component: ribonucleoprotein complex; cytosol. Lineage: Eukaryota; Metazoa; Priapulida; Priapulimorpha; Priapulimorphida; Priapulidae. Gene Ontology annotation, biological process: translational elongation. Gene Ontology annotation, molecular function: translation elongation factor activity; GTPase activity; ribosome binding. The record is from RefSeq and is a predicted model, not a curated record.